Messenger RNA from Fonsecaea erecta, 876 nucleotides. RefSeq lists its product as hypothetical. The record is from RefSeq and is a predicted model, not a curated record. The transcript is spliced from 2 exons. Gene Ontology annotation, biological process: U1 snRNA 3'-end processing; U5 snRNA 3'-end processing; U4 snRNA 3'-end processing. Lineage: Eukaryota; Fungi; Ascomycota; Eurotiomycetes; Chaetothyriales; Herpotrichiellaceae. The coding region runs from base 1 to 876 and encodes 291 amino acids. Gene Ontology annotation, cellular component: nuclear exosome (RNase complex); cytoplasmic exosome (RNase complex).
AUGCCGCGCGAAGUCGACAUCUCCAACAUUGAGCGGAAUUUUAUCCUUCAUGCCCUAGAACAAGGCAUCCGAGUCGAUGGGCGACAACUUGACCAAUUCAGAGACGUUGACCUACAAUUCGGAGAUGAAUAUGGAACAGUUACUGCCCGUCUCGGGAAGACGAGAGUACACGUCCAAGUCUCAGCAGAAGUCACGAAGCCACUCGAAGACCGCAAAUUCGAUGGCAUCUUCACAAUCACCACUGAGUUGAGUCCCAUCGCGUCUCCCGCAUACGAAGUCGGCAGACCAACCGAGCAGGAAGUCUUAUUGUCCCGGACCCUCGAAAAGGCGAUCCGAAGAUCUCGUGCCAUUGAUACAGAAUCCCUGUGCAUUAUUGCGGGAACAAAAUGCUGGUCCAUUCGAGCGGACGUGCAUGUUCUUGAUUCUGACGGUGGUCUGAUCGAUUGUGCUUGUAUGGCAAUCGUGGCGGCAUUGCGACACUUUCGAAGACCCGAUGUCUCAGUUGACGGAGAAACGGUAACCAUCUACACCAUGGCCGAACGAGUACCGGUUCCCUUGAGCAUCAUGCACCAUCCUGUCUGCACAACAUUCAGCUUUUAUCACGGAGGGGCGACCGUCUUGUUAGACGCCACACGCAGUGAGGAGCAAGCUCGAGACGCAUCGGUGACUUUUACUGUGAACGACUUUGAAUUAUGCCAGAUUUCCAAGAUGGGAGGGAGCGCGAUCGAUGCCCUAGUUCUACUGAGAUGUAUCAACACAGCGCUGGCAAAGGGAAGAGAAGUCAAUGGGAUCGUGGCCAAGAAACUGGCAGAGGAUGCGACCAAGCGAGACGUGGGCGGGCUGAUUGCCGAGCUAAGAGCUGAGAACGAGAGGUGA